GGGAGCAGUGCAUUGUGGGAAACUCCCAGUCCUUGCAUCUGCAGCCGCCGGCCGUGGACCCGCGGAGAGCGCCCAACGCCGAGGUGGGAGCGCCAGGAACAGCAGCGCCCAUAUAAUGCCCAGGGGUGAGCUGUCCUGAGCCGCUGUGGUCCAGCCACCUGCCCGUCCACGCAGCCCCACACAGCCUGCCAGCACUGCCCACCAUGGAAUCCAGAGGGAAGUCAGCCAGCAGCCCCAAGCCCGACACCAAGGUGCCCCAGGCCGCUGCUGAGGCUAGAGCCCCCCCAGCUGCAGAUGGGAAAGCUCCCUCGGCUAAGCCAGCAAAGAAGGAGGCCCAAGCGGAGAAGCAGGAGCCGCCAGCGGCCCCCACCCCACCGCCUGCCAAGAAGACCCCAGCCAAGGCAGACCCCGCCCUUCUCAACAACCACAGCAACCUGAAGCCGGCCCCCGUGGCCCCCAGCAGCCCGGAUGUAACCUCUGAGCCCAAGGGCCCUGGGGAUGGGGCCGAGGAGGACGAGGCCCCCAGCGGGGGUCCAGGGGGCCGAGGCCCCUGCCCCUUCGAGAACUUGACCCCUGUGCUGGUGGCCGGGGGGGUGGCUGUGGCAGCCGCAGCCCUGAUUCUUGGUGUGGCCUUCCUGACCCGGAAAAAAUGAUGGCUCGUGCCCAGUUGUGGGCACAGCCGCUUCCUGUACAGACCUUGGGAAUCUCGUGCAUGCCAAUUCCACACACAGCUAUCUAUACAUGCGUACAUACAUAGUACAUCUACAUAUACCCCCACAUACACGCAGAGGGAGAGAGACGGACAGGGCCCCCGGCAGUGGAAACCAAGCCCCCUCGGCUGGCCCCCAGCACCUCCCCUCCCCCCCUCUGAGGC
This is a messenger RNA of Ceratotherium simum simum (southern white rhinoceros), 874 nucleotides long. It is a transcript of the gene CEND1, whose product is annotated as cell cycle exit and neuronal differentiation 1. Lineage: Eukaryota; Metazoa; Chordata; Mammalia; Perissodactyla; Rhinocerotidae. The record is from RefSeq and is a predicted model, not a curated record. Gene Ontology annotation, biological process: cerebellar granular layer maturation; cerebellar Purkinje cell differentiation; cerebellum development.